UCACUUGGUCUUCCCUUCGGCACGAGUUAAUAUUACCAUCGCGCAAGUUUUCUGAGCUCCUUUCCUGAUCAACUCCAUCACGCGCAUCACACCAUCCCCAGCGAUGCCUCCCAAAAGAGCGCCGGCGGCGGCGGCGGGCGAGUCUGCCCCGGCCGCGAAGAAGACCAAAGCGGCUGCUGGUGCGGCGAAGAUAGCCGUCGUCUCGGAGAGGCCCAAGAAGGCUGCGCCGGCCGCCAGUAAGGCCGCUGUGACCAAGAAAUCGACAACCGCUGCGAGCAGCGCGGCGCCCCCAAAGAAAGCUACUGCUAAAGCUCCCGCCCCUAAGAAAACGACUGCUAAGGCCACUGCUUCGAAAAAGGCCGCGCCCAAAGCGGCCGCUGCUCCGAAGAAGGCUGUCGCGUCGUCGCGCAAGAAGACUGCCAAGGCCGUCGAAGAAUCAGACAAGGAGAAUGAGGUCGCGGAGCCUCAAGUCAAUGGCGUCAAGCGUAAGCGGGAAGAGGAAGAAGAUAAGGAAGCCGGCGAGCACGCCGCUGGCGAUGCUGGAGUUAGCGACCAGCGGGGCACCAAGCGCGCGAAGAAGGGUGAGGACGAGGCCGCGCCGGCCAAGAAGAAGGUCGCGGCCCCCAAGGCGGCACCGAAGCGCGCUGUGCGCGAACUUAAGGAAAUCAACAAGCCGCCGACUCAGGUCAUGGAUAUCUUCGUGUUUGGUGAAGGUACCGCCGGCGAGCUUGGCCUUGGCAGUGUCCGCGUCGACGGGAAGAAGCCUAUCGACGUGAAGCGCCCGCGUCUGAAUCCCAACCUCAAGGGCGUCGUGCAGGUCGCCUGCGGCGGCAUGCACGUUGCCGCUCUGACCAUAGACAACAAGAUCCUGACAUGGGGCGUCAACGAUCAAGGCGCUCUCGGUCGCGACACGACCUGGGAGGGCGGUCUGAGAGACGUCGAUGAUGAGGACGAAGAUUCGGAGGAUGGCGACGAUACCGGGAUGAACCCGAAGGAAAGCACACCCGGAGAGAUUGACACGUCUAACAUCCCCCAUGACGUCAAGUGGGUGCAGGUUGUCGCCAGCGACAGCGCCACCUUUGCCUUGACCACGACCGGCCAGGUCUAUGGGUGGGGCACGUUUAGAAGCAACGAAGGCGUUCUCGGCUUCAGCCGGAAUGUCCUCAUCCAGCGCACUCCCACCCUUGUCCCCGAGCUUUCCAGGAUCAAGCAGCUCGCCGCUGGCCUGAACCACGUCCUUGCCCUCGACGACAAGAACAAGGUCUACGCCUGGGGCGCCGGCCAGCAAGCCCAGCUCGCCCGACGGCUCCUCGAACGCGACGACUCGGCCGCCCUCUACCCCACCGGCAUCGGCUCGCUCCCCGGCCGCGCCAAGGUCGCAAAGCUCGCCUGCGGCUCGUACCACUCGUUCGUCAUCGACACCAAGGGUCGCGUCAUCGGCUGGGGCCUCAACAACUAUGCCGAGCUCGGCGUCGAGGACGAGGCCGGCCAGGACGGAGGCUUUGUGAUGCGGCCGCAGCUCAUCAAGGCGCUCGAGCCGUACGAGAUCACAUGCAUCGCCGGCGGCGAGCACCACUCGCUGGCGUGCAGCAAGAACGGCGAGCUGCUCACGUGGGGCCGCAUCGACGGGCAUCAGGUCGGCCAGCCGUCCGGGUCCUUCUCCGAGGACAACACGAUCUGGGACGAGCGCAACAAGCCGCGCAUCCUAGUCGUGCCCACCGUCGUGCCGGACAUCAAGGACGUCGUCCACGUGGCCGCGGGCACCGACCACUCCUUCGCUAUCACCGCGGACGGGAAGGUGUACUCGUGGGGUUUCUCGGCCAACUAUCAAACGGGCCAGGGCACGACCGACGACAUCGAGUCCCCGACCCUCAUCGAAAACAGCGCCAUCCGCGAUAGGAAGAUUGUUUUCGCUGGUGCUGGUGGCCAGUACGGCAUCGUCGGAGCGCUGCCGGAGAACUGAACACUGUUGUGGAAUUGAGCAAGUCCUUUCCACGGGGGAGAAGGGUGACUGUUACCCUUGGCUACCUCCCAAAAGCGCAGACGGAUUGGAUGUUCAUGUUUGCUUGUUGGGAACAAUUGCAUAGAGAGAGAGAGGGAGGGAGGG
Messenger RNA from Thermothelomyces thermophilus ATCC 42464, 2107 nucleotides. RefSeq lists its product as uncharacterized. Lineage: Eukaryota; Fungi; Ascomycota; Sordariomycetes; Sordariales; Chaetomiaceae. The coding region runs from base 104 to 1963 and encodes 619 amino acids. The transcript has 2 exons. The record is from RefSeq and is a predicted model, not a curated record. Gene Ontology annotation, cellular component: cytoplasm. Gene Ontology annotation, molecular function: guanyl-nucleotide exchange factor activity.